CUGUCGGUAUCCCCUGAAAAUCCAAUGGUCGACAACUGACGCACACACAAACUAAUGAAAAGGCUUUCGAAUCAGAGGCUUAAGAAAGACGGUGUGUCGUCUAACUGAGAAGCUAUUUGGGUUUUUUUGGUUGUUAUACGCUUGUUGGAAGUUUUUUGUGGGACUGAGUGACCACAUGGCUGCUAUCCGAAAGAAGCUCGUGGUGGUCGGCGAUGGUGCCUGCGGUAAAACAUGCCUUCUAAUUGUGUUCAGCAAAGACGAAUUCCCAGAAGUCUAUGUGCCGACCGUCUUUGAGAACUAUGUGGCGGACAUCGAGGUGGACAGCAAGCAAGUAGAAUUAGCUUUGUGGGAUACUGCGGGUCAGGAAGACUACGACCGCCUUCGCCCGCUUUCCUACCCGGACACCGAUGUUAUAUUAAUGUGCUUCUCGGUGGACAGUCCUGACUCUCUUGAAAACAUCCCCGAGAAAUGGGUUCCAGAAGUAAAGCAUUUCUGCCCGAACGUACCAAUCAUUCUGGUUGCCAAUAAGAAAGACCUGCGAAAUGAUGAAAACGUGAGGAAUGAACUUGCCAGGAUGAAGCAAGAGCCAGUAAAAACCGAGGAUGGCCGGGCUAUGGCGGUGCGCAUCGGGGCUUACGACUACUUGGAGUGUUCCGCUAAAACCAAGGACGGGGUCCGAGAGGUGUUUGAGACAGCCACACGCGCUGCCUUGCAGAAAAGGUCAAGACAACACGGAGGCUGCAUGAACUGCUGCAAACUGCUGUGAACUGAAAAUGCUACUUCUGAUGUACUGAAAAAUGACAGUGUCUCGUCGCUGGCCUAUGCCAAGAACACACGGAGAAAAGAAACGCCCUUUUAGAUACUGCUGAUGGGCGAGUCUCAUUUUGCAACGUGUAGAGUGGUUUACAGCCCAUUCGGAGAGAUACAAAGAUUUGUCCCGUGCUCGCAGAUUAUCGGCGUAUGGGUUUGAACGGGUGGGUUUUCGGUGGCCACGGAGCAGUAACGCCUAGAAGUGCGGAACAAUGGGUUUAACACUCUAAGCAGCGGCCUUCUUAUAAAAUGUAUAGGGCUUUUAAACACCUUGACACUGCAUUGAGCCAACUAUAAUUUGAGAAUGCCUUUGGAUAUCUGAUAUACUCAAUAAGAGAGACUGAAGAAAGAGUAAGAUUUUGGUUGCUGGCAGCUGUGGUAACAACGAGACAUAACGAGAUUGACACUGUUCUGCGAUCUCUGGGCCGUGAAAACCGGCAACUGUUCUUUGUUGUAUGAAGAAAGACCUGGUGUAUCAGGCUGACGAAAGUACAGAGGGGGAUGGGCACAAGCGGUCAGUGCUCCUUAUUGUGUAUUGUAUUGCGCAUAAGUCACUUCGCUUUAAUAAUACGCGCACAAAUAAUAUUUCAAUACAUUAAAGCGUCGGUCACAGAGAUCACACAAAAUCUUCACGGUAGCCCAGCGUUAUUCGCUUAAUUUAGUUAGCGCUGGGUGUCGAGCAGUGCGAUUGUUCAGCCCAGAUGGGAUUAUUUAAACACUGGCGUUACCACGAUUAAGUUGAUUACAACUGCACUGAAGUAAAUUCGCAAUUGCUCUUUUAAAGGAAGUAAAAAUUAUUCCUAACGUCACAAGCCCUUUAUCUUUGCGCUAUGCCGUUUCAAUUGAGAUUUAUAAAGUUAAGCUCUGUACACGUAAAACUAUUUUUUAUACUUCUCAGUUCUGUGGUAACAUUAACUUCAGUUUUAAAAUCGAAGUGGUUAAAUUCGUAGGUUGUCAUGUUUACAGUAACCCAGAAAGUAUUUGAGAUGUAUGAACAUUUUGUUUCGCAAAAAUAAAGGUAUUAAGUGUUUAAUGUAAAUAUAAA
This is a messenger RNA of Electrophorus electricus (electric eel), 1855 nucleotides long. Its product is annotated as rho-related GTP-binding protein RhoB. Gene Ontology annotation, biological process: small GTPase-mediated signal transduction. Lineage: Eukaryota; Metazoa; Chordata; Actinopteri; Gymnotiformes; Gymnotidae. The record is from RefSeq and is a predicted model, not a curated record. Gene Ontology annotation, molecular function: GTPase activity; GTP binding.